This is a messenger RNA of Oldenlandia corymbosa var. corymbosa, 1624 nucleotides long. NCBI's taxonomy places the organism in Eukaryota, Viridiplantae, Streptophyta, Magnoliopsida, Gentianales, Rubiaceae. The record is from the annotation of a GenBank genome assembly.
AUUAUUGAUGCGCUCCCCGGCAUUGACUUGAAACUCAUAAUUAUGGAAUCUUUUCACACAGCUAAUCUUUCGUAAAUUGUUUUAUAGAAGAAGCAUCAUCUCAAUAUUAAAAGUUAAACAAUUUUGUCUGUUCUUUUGCUACAUAUUCCUUAAAUUCAGGCAUAUUCAGCUUCAUUUUCCGGGAGGAAACGAAUCUUACAACUAAAAAGAUAUCCACUUCCAGCUUCCAUCCCUCGCCGGAGAAACUAAAAUGGCCGAGCCGUCGCCGCCGGUUCGUUUCGGGAUAUUAGGAUGUGCUAGUAUAGCUCGCAAAGUUGCCCGAGCCAUAAGGCUGGCUCCCAACGCCACUAUUGUAGCCAUCGGGAGCCGGUCAAUGGAGAAAGCGGUCGGCUUCGCCAAGGAAAACGGCUUCCCGGCUACGGCUAAAGUUUACGGGAGCUACGACGCCGUCCUGGACGACGAAGAAGUGGAUGCAGUUUACGUACCUCUGCCGACGAGCCUGCACGUGGAGUGGGCGGUCCGGGCGGCUCAGAAGAAGAAGCACGUGCUUUUGGAGAAGCCGGUGGCGCUGAAUGUGAAGGAGCUGGAUUCGAUACUGGCGGCUUGUGAAUCCAGUGGGGUGCAGUUCAUGGAUGGUACUAUGUGGAUGCAUCAUCCCAGAACGGCCGAGAUGAAGGAAGUUCUCUCCGAUUCUCAGCAGUUCGGUCAAAUUAAAGCGGUGCACAACAUUUUGUCAUUUGCCGGAGGCCCUGAAUUCCUCAAAAACGACAUUCGAGUAAAACCAGAUCUUGAUUCACUCGGAGCUCUAGGUGAUUUGGGCUGGUACUGCAUUCGAGCGAUUUUGUGGGCAUUUGAUUAUGAACUCCCUAAAACCGUGACCGCCAUUGCCGAUCCAGAAGUAAAUGACUCAGGGGUGAUUUUAUCUUGUGGUGCAUCACUAAAAUGGGAAGAAGGUGGGAAAUUAGCCACUUUUUAUUGCUCUUUCCUGACAACCUUAACUAUGGACCUUACGGUUCUUGGAACAGAAGGAAACCUUCACGUCCAUGAUUACGUCGUACCCAUGAACGAAAAUGAUGCCACCUUUCAUUUGAAUCGGAUCUCUCAGAUCGGACAAUACGGGGCAGGUAACCCAGUGUCGAGCGACCGGGUUAUCACGACCGAUCUUCCUCAGGAAGCAAUAAUGGUGAAGGAAUUUUGUGAAUUGGUUGAUGGGAUUAUAAGAAAUGGUGCAAAACCUGAAAACAAAUGGGCAGAUAUCAGUAGAAAGACACAAAUUGUUGUGGAUGCUGUUAAAGCUUCUAUUGACAAGGGGUUUCAAGCCAUUGAAGUUGUGUAUUAGCUAGUAUCUACUUUGGAAAAAGAGGACAAAGACAGAGAUGUCACCAUUAUCAUAUAUUAUUUCUGUUCUAAGAAAAUAAUCGGUAUUGACUUUUCAUAUUUAUAUUGUUUUUAGGAAAAAUUUUAAAAUUUAAUGUGAAUUUUCUUUUUGAACAAAGAGAAUACGUUAUUGCUUAGUAUUACAUGUACCAUAAAGAGAAAUAGAAAGAAGAUUGAUCAGGAAAAGGCAAUUCUUCUCUGCCGUUCUUGCUUCGUUUGGGUUUGUUAAAUACACAUUUACAGGGGA